AUGCAAGUCAAAGCUAUCAAGGAAGGAGUGGAGGACUUCAUACGCUCCCCGCGGGACUCCUGCAGCAGCAGCAGCGCCAGCAGUCCGGUGGGGUCGCCCCAUCAGCGUUCACCCUCCAUCACGCCCCCCGCCGCCCACGCCGCCCCCAUGAUCACGCCCUCGCCCUUCCCGCCGCCCUCCCUCUCCAUGCAUCACCAUCAGAUGAGCGCCGGAGUGCUGGGUGGGCGGCUCUCUCCUUUGGGCGGGCGGUGUCCCAGCAGCUUGGCCAGCGCCGUCUGCGUCUCCUCUAGCGGCAUGGGCGUCACCAUGGGCGGCACUACCCUUGGCACCGUCAGUGUAGGCAGCGUGGGCGGCCUGGGCGUGGGCGGCGGGCGGCGGGUGUCCCCUGGGCUGCAGUGUCUAGUGUGUGGAGAUACUUCCUCCGGCAAACACUAUGGUAUUCUGGCCUGCAACGGGUGCUCUGGGUUCUUCAAGAGGUCCGUCCGUCGCAAGCUUAUCUACAGGUGCCAGGCGGGAACGGGAGCGUGUGUGGUGGACAAGGCCCACCGGAACCAGUGCCAGGCCUGUCGUCUCAAGAAGUGCAUCCAGAUGGGAAUGAACAAGGAUGCGGUGCAGAACGAGCGACAGCCCCGGAACACGGCCACCAUCCGCCCCGAAGCCUUCGCCGACAUGGACCAGGAGAGGCUCCUUCGGGAGGCUGCCGUAGCCGUUGGCGUCUUCACGCCGCCUCUACCACUGCCCGGGCUGGUGACGGCUGCCAUGGGCGGGUCGCGGGGCUUCCUGGGCCCUCCCUCUGUCAGUAGUGCGUCCCCCUUCACCACCGCCCACGCCCACCACGCCCUCGCCUCCAUCGCCUCCGCGCCACCGCCCCCGCCCACCUCCUCCUCCUCCAACAACAAUAACAACAAUCCAUCUACCAUCAACCACAUGUGUGGCGCCGCCAACGGUGGGAUGGCGGGAACGCUGCUGGGGGCGCAGAGAACCCUCUCCCCGUCCAAGGAGGACCACGACCACGGAGUUCGUAGUGUGGACUCGCCAGUGGAUGUGACGGGCGGCGGCAACGAGGACACAGGACCCAUGGGCCCCCAUAUGCCCCCAGUUUCCUCGUGUUCGUCUUCGUCCUCGUCGGGGACCUCGUACGUGGAUGCGGCGCCCCUGUGGGACCCGUUGCAGGAGUCGGUGCAGGAGACGGCGGCCAGACUUCUUUUCAUGGCUGUCAAAUGGGCCAAGAAUCUCCCCUCCUUCAGUAGCCUACCCUUCCGUGACCAGGUGGUGCUGCUGGAGGAAGUGUGGUCUGAACUAUUCGUGCUGAAUGCUGUCCAGUGGUCCCUCCCACUGCCCACCUGCCCUCUCCUCUCGCCCUCCGCCCACGCCCACGCCCUCGCCCACGCCCAUAAAGCUGCCCAGGCUGCCCACGACAUCCGCCAGCUGUCUGAAGUAGCAGGAGCGUUCAGGGACUUGGCUGUGGACCCCGCCGAGUUUGCAUACCUCAAGGCCAUCGUCCUCUUCAGACCAGAGGUGCGAGGACUGAAGGACGCGGCGCAGGUGGAGUCGCUUCAGGACCAGGCGCAGGUGAUGCUGAGCCAACACGUGCGGGCCCACUACCCGGCACGCCCCGCGCGGUUCGGUCGCCUUCUGCUCCUGCUGGCGUCUCUCAGAUCGCCUCCUCCACCCCGUGUCCAGGCUCUGUUCUUCACCGCCACCAUCGGCAACACCCCCAUGGAGAAGAUCCUCUGUGACAUGUACAAGAGUUGAAGAGUGGAGGAUAGACAAGGUCUACUCCGAACACCCUUCAGGCAGUUACUUGCCGACUGCUGGUAUAUUUGUGGAUGAUGUGUGUGUGUGUGCGGUCCAUGAGGACUAAUCUUCUGGAUAUAAAGCCAUCUUAGAGUUGGAGUUCCUUGAAUGCUUGAGUGUGAGAGUCUUAGAUAUGCAGUAGAACUAAGGCAAUGAACUGCCUAUAUGUGAGAUAGAUUUUAUAGAGCAUUUAAAAUAUUUUGACAAUUAUUGUUCAAUUCUGAUGGGAUAUACAAAUGAUAAGCUGGACUCAGGAUUUAAGAGGAAGAAUAUGCUAGUGUGGGAAAUGUAUGCUUAUUUGGUCCAUAUGUUCCGGUUGAAUUUUAAAUUUACUCUUUUAAUGGAAAAGGGAAAGGGUGAUGAAGGUAUAUAGAUGGGUGAUUUAGAAACGAUAAAAUGAGAAGAUACAAUUUUGAAAACUUGUAUAAACUUUAUAUAUAAUAAUACACGUGGACUAGAGACUUCCUUACCCAGACCCAUACGUCACCAUGCAUGAAUAUCACCCAAGUGUAAUGAUUCAUAUUUUUCAUUGUGAAAUGAAAAAUUACAAUUUAAAGCCCCAAAAAUUUCAUCCUUCUAAGAAACAUUACAGUGAAAGAUGUUGAACUAAGUACUAUGAUCAUCAGUGUAUCUACGAGAUAUUGUAAGUGUACAGCAACGUGGAGGGGACCUGCUGCAUGGGUAACGGCUUCUCCUCAAUAUCAACCUACCCAGGCUUUGCGCCCUGUCAGGGCGCGACUCCAUAGUCUAUAGACUGAAGGAUCCCUACUACUACUACUACUACUACAACAUACUGUAGAUACACUGAAGGGUAUUGGGCUCUGUUUAAAAGUGCAGAAUUCAGCCAAAUAGAUGUGGAACAGUCUAGAUAUAAUAAAUUAAAGGAAAUAUAGUGGUACUGAGAAACACUGAUAUAAUACAGUGUUCCAGUUUACAUUCUUGACCAACUUGAAAGUCACCUGAUCUUUUUUCCUGUAUGUCAGGCAAGGGCAAACGUGCCCACUCUUAAUGCGUGGGCAUCUGUGAGUCGGGGCACGACUACCAUCCUGUCCGCACACUUUUGGCAUUGUAGUGUUGAUGCUAUCGACCUGGAGCCAG
Procambarus clarkii (red swamp crayfish) is the source of this 2895-nucleotide messenger RNA. NCBI's taxonomy places the organism in Eukaryota, Metazoa, Arthropoda, Malacostraca, Decapoda, Cambaridae. The record is from RefSeq and is a predicted model, not a curated record.